UAACUAUUAUGGAGUUGGGUCAUUGUAAUUGAAGAAAGAUCCCUGCGAGUUUCUUCUUCAUAUUAGUAGUGCUGUGGUCGCUGGAGUUUCUCCAAAACCAUUCCUUUCAUGUCCGACAAACGACACCGUACAUAUCUUCGUCUAUGCUCGUCACUUGUAACAAAAGAAUGCCCUAAUGACUAAAUCAACACCCUCAUUAUCGCGAUUUACUACCGAUCUACGAGUGGUCAACUUUGUGUUUUUCUUAGUUUGGUUUAUCGCCGUUCGAUAUUGUCAACAAACCACCUACUUCGAUCCGUCCUCAUAUUUCUUUCGCUCAGAUGCCGCAUACCAACCAUUCUACUCGGCUGUUAGAGAGCAGGAAGCCGACAAUUUCCUAGCUUCUCAAAGCGCACAAAACAGCAGAUUAAGAAAUGCAACAGAAGGAAGCUCUCGCCGGCCCGCUCCAUACUGCAUCGGCAUCCCAACGCUUCAGAGAGAGCGGGCGCAAUUCUUUCCGAGAACGGCGGCUUCUCUUGUCGAUUCAUUGACACCUGAAGAGCGGGAGCUGAUUCACAUCGUUGUUCUGUUGUCAGAUGCCGAUGCGACAGUAAACUCAGCAUUUGGACAAGACUGGCUCCAUGCGAUUGCCGAUACAGUCAUAGUUCAUGAAGAUACGCCAGAGAAACUAGUCGCUGAAAAUGGCUAUCAGACAAUACCGCGACAUUCCGAAUCAGCGAUCAGAGACGAGCGAGUAAGACGCGACUAUUCUGUGCUUUCCGAGACAUGCCGCCGAAACGAAGCAGACUACUUCAUUCUUGUCGAAGACGAUGUCAUCGCCGCGAGAGAGUGGUUCAAGCGACUCCUAGAGGCAACACCUCAAGUGAACGAGCGCGCGGUUGCCAAAAAGCGAGACUGGCUUUACAUUCGACUUUUUUAUACCGAAACCUAUAUGGGGUGGAACUCGGAGGAAUGGCCGAUGUAUAUUCGAAAUAUUGUGCUCAUCUAUAUGGCCGUGGUGGGAGUCAUGCUGGCAAUUCGCUAUCUCCACCAACUGGCUCCGCCCUCGCUCAAGGACCGAGCAUUCAAAAACUCAAAGCUCUUGAUGGCGAACAUACUGUUUAUCUGGGUGCCUCUUUUCAUUGGACUUGGAUUCAUGGCUGGUCGGUUAACAGUCAAUCCUAUUCCAUACGGCGUGCAAGAGAUGCCGCGAUACGGCUGUUGCAGCCAGGGCUUGGUUAUACCAAACCGACACCUUACCUUGUUGCAAGAGAAGCUACAGGCGUCUCCCUUUGACCUACCGGCCGACUCUACUAUCGAAAAGACAGCGGACGACCUGCAUUUGGAUAAAUGGGCCGUUGUGCCCAGUGUUCUUCAACAUAUUGGAGCGCGAGGAUCGUCGGCUAAAGGCGGCGCCCUUAAGACGACAUGGAAUUUCAGUUUUGAAAGAUUUUAUUCAGCAUAAAUGUUCAUAUAUACACAUGCCAUACAUACAUAUAUAUACCACUUCGCAAGUAUUGAAACUUUUUUAUUAUACCAAGAUUUUGACAUUGAGCGGGGGGAUAUUCAUCUCAAGUGGUGAUGUGAUGUCAAAAAUUCGACACCUGGUUAUCAUCGUCAUGCCGGAAGCGCACGAAGCAUUCUCUGAACGCCAGUUCUUGUA
Molecule: messenger RNA, 1642 nt
Organism: Trichoderma harzianum CBS 226.95
Lineage: Eukaryota; Fungi; Ascomycota; Sordariomycetes; Hypocreales; Hypocreaceae
Exons: 1
Coding region: 176-1444 (422 amino acids)
Biological process (GO): GPI anchor biosynthetic process
Cellular component (GO): Golgi membrane
Molecular function (GO): glycosyltransferase activity
Source: RefSeq, a predicted model, not a curated record